AUGUGCCCUCCCAGCGCCGCCGCCCCCUUAGACAUCUGGGUCCUCGCGAGGAGGGGGUCCCAGAACUUUCUCGGCGAGGCAGGCUGGAAGGUGCGCCCCGGAGGGUCCAGCCGCCCUCUUCCGGUAGGGAGCCUGCCCCCCCAUCUGGGCUGCGGAGACUCUGUGGAAGCGGAUUUGGAAGCUGCGAGGCAGGCCAGAUGCUUCACAGCCUCCCCGGAGGUGCAGGAAAUGAGCGCAUCUCAGGCAUCCGUGUCAUUCAAGGACGUGACUGUGGAGUUCACCCAGGAAGAAUGGCAGAAAAUCGAUCCCAAGCAGAGGACUCUGUACAGAGACAUGAUGCUGGAGAACUACAGCCACCUUGUCUCAGUGGGAUAUUGCUAUACAAAACCAGAAAUGAUCUUAAGGUUGGAGCAAGCAGAAGACCCAUGCUCAUUAGAGAAAGCAUUUCUAACCAGGAGAUCUUCAGUUCCCAGGGCCAGCGAACAAGAGUAACCGACAGUGUCUGUAUCCAGCCUAGGCUUCCCUCUCUCUGCCUGAUCUCUGCUCCCCCGGACGCUGUGCAGGUGUCCUGUGCCCCAGCCCGUGGCCUCCACCAGCUGACCUCCUGCAGACCUGGAGCGGAUGGUGUUCUGUGGACAGAAAAUUUACUGAGUCCCUGAGCAGUGAUCUCAUUUUCUCUGUGUGUGCUUCUUAAUUGUAAAUAGUUUGAGAUUUGGUUUAUUUAUAUAUCCAUUUAUUUGUAACUUUUCCUAAACUGUGCCCUUAGAGAAUUUGGUAACAUGUAUUUACAUUUGUAAUUAUUUCCUUAAUAGGUAUUUAAUGGACUAACAACUGCCCCAUUUUAAACAUACCCAAUCUGGUCAUUAGAGAUUCAGAUAAUAUCUUUUUCAACCUAAAGUACCCAUACAUCUGUAUAAUAAACUCACUUAUUAAUCUGA
Hyaena hyaena (striped hyena) is the source of this 938-nucleotide messenger RNA. RefSeq names its product zinc finger protein 510-like. The transcript is spliced from 5 exons. The record is from RefSeq and is a predicted model, not a curated record. Lineage: Eukaryota; Metazoa; Chordata; Mammalia; Carnivora; Hyaenidae. Bases 1 to 492 code for a protein of 163 amino acids. Gene Ontology annotation, biological process: regulation of DNA-templated transcription.